CCCCACCAUGCCUUUGGCCUUGGCCCUGGUGCUUUUGUGCGGCCUGGGCGGCCCCGGGGCAUGGGGCUGCCUGCAGUGCGACCAGUCGGUGCUACUGGAGCUCAGGCAGCUGCGUGAGGCCAUCGUCACCAAGCGCUUCCAUCUGGAAGGGCUGCAGGCACGCGCGCAGGCCCUGCUGUUGAGCAUGGAGGGGCCCUUCUUCAGGGACUAUGCAAAGAACGCGUUCGUGGGAAAAGUGGUCGUGGAUCAACUGGAAAAAGUGGCGACAUCCUUCAAGAACCAAGCCCAGUAUAUAAAGGCUAACUCUAAGACAGAUGUUCCUCUGCUGGAAGAGCUGGUGAGCUUCAGGGAGCUUGCCAUCAAGGAACUAAAGAGAGCAUUAAGAGACUAUGAAGUGAAAGCGUGUGACCACAAAACUUGUCACUCGUUCAAAGCGGAGGUCCUGGACUGUUUAUAUUGCAAGAAAACCACGCCCAAGUGCAUCAAGAGAAAGUACUGCUUUGAGGAUGGGCAGUUCCGCAUGACUCUGAAGUUCCAGGACGACAACAAACUGAGGAACAUGGUGUUGGUGGGAGACUUGGUGACUGUCGGAUUGGCCAUCCUAACCUUCGUGGUCAUCCUGAUCGCGGCUUGUACCUACAGGCAAAACCGGAAACUCCUGCUGAAGUAGGCCAGCGACUUUGGUGUUUGUAAAAGGAAAAUAAAUUUAAUAAAAUCUGUGUUAAUUCUUUAA
Messenger RNA from Mus pahari (shrew mouse), 733 nucleotides. RefSeq names its product IZUMO family member 2 (gene Izumo2). The transcript has 7 exons. The record is from RefSeq and is a predicted model, not a curated record. Bases 8 to 670 code for a protein of 220 amino acids. NCBI's taxonomy places the organism in Eukaryota, Metazoa, Chordata, Mammalia, Rodentia, Muridae.